AGAGCGGCCGGCGGGCCGCGGGCUGGAGCCGUCAGUCUGGCAGCCGCGGGGCCCCGCGAGCGCGGCGCUGCCUUCUCGCUAGCGCAGGCAUGGAGGAGGCGGCCUGAGGGCAGAGCCUGGCUGAAGCGCGCGGUGAGCAGUCGGGCCGCCUGGGAGGGGAGGGGACCCUGCCCGGCGCUUUGUUCCGGGCGGGAGGUGUGGCCGCCCCGGGCCCGGCCGCGCUCGCCAAAAGCAGACUGCGCUCCCAGGCUGGCGGUGAGUGGACCUUUGCCCGCACCGCUGGCUCCAGCGGAACGGGGUACGGUCGAGAAAUCCGCCACGAUCGAGACCCCAGUGGGAAGGGCCUGACCACCGCCCGAAGAGCCCCUUUCAUGGUAACCGCCCUUGGGUUCCUUGUCUGCCCUGGCGAGAACCCGCGAGAAGGUCUGACCUACCAGCAACAUGGCAACCAGUGCUGUCCCCAGUGACAACCUCCCCACAUACAAGCUGGUGGUGGUGGGAGACGGGGGCGUAGGCAAGAGUGCCCUCACCAUCCAGUUUUUCCAGAAGAUCUUUGUGCCUGACUAUGACCCCACCAUUGAAGACUCCUACCUGAAACACACCGAGAUUGACAAUCAAUGGGCCAUCUUGGACGUUCUGGACACAGCGGGGCAGGAAGAGUUCAGCGCCAUGCGGGAGCAGUACAUGCGCACGGGGGACGGCUUCCUCAUCGUCUUCUCGGUCACGGACAAGGCCAGCUUCGAACACGUGGACCGUUUCCACCAGCUCAUCCUGCGUGUCAAGGACAGGGAGUCAUUCCCGAUGAUCCUCGUGGCCAACAAGGUCGAUUUGAUGCAUUUGAGGAAAAUCACCAGGGAGCAAGGAAAAGAAAUGGCGACCAAACACAAUAUUCCGUACAUAGAAACCAGUGCCAAGGACCCACCUCUCAACGUGGACAAAGCCUUCCAUGACCUGGUUAGAGUAAUUAGGCAACAGAUUCCAGAAAAAAGCCAGAAGAAGAAGAAGAAAACCAAAUGGCGGGGAGACCGGGCCACUGGCACCCACAAACUGCAGUGCGUGAUAUUGUGAUGGCCCGAGGCCCUGGGCACAGUAACCGGGAACUGGCCGGCCCUCGGGACCCCUCCACUGCCUAACCGCACUGAAGACCAUUUCUAACCAUGACCCUUGGCCCGAGGACUUGGCACAGGAAGGGAGAGGGGGAGGGUGGGUGGGGAGGAGAUAGGGUCUGGCUUUGCUGGAAGGCAUAGGCUUCCCCAUGUCUCAGCUGAGGCGAGGAGGCAGCAGUCAACAGAGCAGCCUCCAAGCCCCUGUGCUGAUGCAACCCGGGUCCCCUCUCUCUUGGUGGCUGUGUCGUUUCUUUGAACUACAUAGUGUGGGUUUUAUGUGGAAGUGUUUCUCCACAUACAAAACAAGCCAUGAUCAAGCUCCCCCGACCCGCCCUUGUCCCUAGUCCACAGUGUCAGAGCUUGGGUGUCUUUGGUAGAUUUUUAAAUUAUUUUAGUGAUUAUUAUUUUAUUAAAGGGGUCUGCUCCCACUGCCUGGUGAAGUUUCAAGUCUUUGGCAGGCCCCUCUGAUAACAUGUCUGGAAUAUUGUUCUCGUUUUUUAACUGAAUGUCCCCGGCCGUGCCAAAACUCAACUCAGUGUGACCAUAGAGUGACCGAGAGAUGGGAAGUUUAUGGCUGGAGGCCUCGGGAGAAACAGACCCUAGUCACGGCCUAUAAAUCAGAGAGAAGAGAGAUGUGUUUACCCGGAAGGUUUUACUGUGAUCGAGGAUGCAGAUAUUAGGAAACGGAAUUUUCUUUUGCAGAGGAGAGGCUGGCACGUCACUUUUUAAAAAGGGCUUCUCAUCAUCCUGGAAAUGUGUACAUUAAGUAAGCUGUUUGGUGUUGCAAAUGUGCUCGUUUCUUUUUCCGAUGAUGUGGGUUACGUUCUGUGUUCUUCACAGCCAUGUGAGAGGGCUCUCUCUCUCUCUCCCACCCCCUGGGCUGUCUGGUGCCUCUGAUACAAACACGCUGACACAGGCAUGUGUGUCCUCUGUGUCGAAGUCAGCGAGUGUGGAUGCCAUCCAAAACACUAGUCUGUGCUCAAUCGUAACCAAAAAUGAUCCAAUACUGUUCUUACUAAAACAGCACCAAGACCUGAAGCCAUGUUCCCUUGGAGUCAACUGACUCACUUCUUAAGACCAGUCAAUGAGCAAAACCCCUUUAAAGCAUUUGCAAACUUAGUCUUAGGUUGCCUUUCUGGCACAAAUUUUUAUUAACCUCUUGGAUCUUGACUAUAUUAUGUAAUUGGAGGUGAAAGUAGGGUUGGGGUGGUGACAUGGCUCCUAAACACUUCACUCUACAAGGGGACAGUCCCCCAGCUCCCUGACGAUGCCCACCUCCCUCCCAGGUGCUGCUGGUGUGAGCCAGGCUGGGGGUGGGGUGGAGGGGCAGCGGGAACAACACCACAUCCUCGAGAGAAAGUCCAAAGAUGAGACAGUGGGCUAGUGACCUUAUUUUACAAAUCAGGCCACCAAGCAAACUAGAACAUCCCUAGCGGGUUGGCCCGGCCACCGUUGGGAGAAAGAAACCUGGGGAAAGUGAAUAUCCAACCGGACAUUGAGAUACCUGGAUUUUUCUCUAGUUUUGAGAGUGUGCUGAGUUUCUAACUGGGCAGGAUCACCAGCACCCAGCAGGGGUAUGGGUGGAUAGGGGGCAGCCAAGGAACAAUUCUGCCAUAGAACAAAAUAGUUGGGGCAUUUGUUUGUUGGAAAAAAAAAAAAUCAAACGUCUUUAUGUGUCUAAAUAGCCCUUUUUUUUCUGGCCCUAAAAGGGAGGAUGACAAAGAGCAUUCCAGAUCAGGCCCUUCAGAGCUUCUCAAGAUCUUAUAAUAUUAAUGGGCCUUCUAAACACUAACAAGACAAGGCUCUUUCCAACCCUUAGGCUCCUCUGAGCCACAUCCCAGCACUCGGGUGCAGAUGAGUGGCAGCUGUAAACGGGAGAUAAGGAAGAGGCGAGACAGAUGGGCAGAAGGAAGGAUGGCGAUGUGGCGAUGUAUGUGGCGAUGGAGGGAGUGGUGGAGCCGGACAGGAAGCCCCACACACGGGGCAGCAUCCACUGCUGGAAACCUCCCAGGCAUGGACCACCACCGGCACCCCUGCCACUGCGGAGCCUACAGCUCCUGACAGCACUGAGCAGGGAGCCUUGUUGGGAGCAGAUCAGUUGCGCUGGAAUGAAGCCCUUAGCCAUCAAGGUAGCCAGCCAAAGGGAUUCCAGCUGUUUCCAGACCCUCCCCCAAUAGGGCAUUGCAUCUGCCCUACCCCAUGUUCCUGGGCAUCUCUUCUGCACUCAGCCCACAGCUUCAGGCCCACGAUGUCUGAGGGAGAAACUGGGUAAGGGGUGGCCUUCUGUAGACGCCCAGUUGAAUGGUUGGCCUUCAUCUCCUAUGACCUCAUUCUCCCCAUAGGCAAGAUGGGUAAAUAACAUUUAUAAGACAUUUCUCUGCAUUUUAGAGAACUGUGGGCCCUCGUGGCAGUGGCAGCUGAGGCCUGAGUGGAGAACAGGCCUGAGUAGAGUGCAUCCAGGGGCAUCCCCAGUACCCAGCUACCCUGCAGGGUCAGUCUGGAAAACCAGUUGGCCAUGCUACUGACUGUGCAGCCCAAUGGGACUUGUGUCUUUGAUGACAUUCUGGUAUUCCCACUGGUUUUCCACCUGAAUAGUGCUACCUUCACACCCGCUGGAACACACCCUUCCUGAAAUCCACUCACCCCGUGCCUUUGGCACUCUGUGCUCUCCCAUCUCCUAACAUUCUGCCACCCUUCCCCCACUUAGAGGGCUUCUUUUCUUCCCAGCAAGUAAUCCUAGCCAUCCUCCCCACCCCCACACCCUGGGGGGAUGGCCACUGACUUCCCCUGUACUUGGUCUCACAGGGGGCACCUGAAUGGCUUUUGUUAGGACUUUGCCCACCUUCUCUCAGAGAGUGCAUGGUAGCCUAUUGUGGCCUGUCUCUCUUUCCUAGGAGAUGUGACCCACUAACAUGUGGCAGCUCUAACCCAAAGGCCCCCUCAGAUGCAUUACAGUAAAUCUGGAGCCAGAGAGAGAGAUCCCCUCCAUUCACAGCCCACUGGAUUAGACAUUCCGUGUAGGGCUUACUUAGAAUGAAAGAUACUUGAAUUACUGAGCGCUGCGAGCGCCCAGCUUCUGUUACAGUGUUAGCCAUUGUCUACACAGGUGGCCAUUGUCAUGAAAUGAGAGUGAUGCCUGAAGAUCUCGAUGAUGCUUGAGCCUUUUAUGUAACUUUUAUUAAGUCUUUGUGUAUCUCAACUCAUUAAUAAAGAAAAGAAGAGGAA
Phacochoerus africanus (Common warthog) is the source of this 4331-nucleotide messenger RNA. It is a transcript of the gene MRAS, whose product is annotated as muscle RAS oncogene homolog. Gene Ontology annotation, molecular function: GDP binding; GTPase activity; GTP binding. Gene Ontology annotation, biological process: signal transduction. Bases 442 to 1068 code for a protein of 208 amino acids. The record is from RefSeq and is a predicted model, not a curated record. NCBI's taxonomy places the organism in Eukaryota, Metazoa, Chordata, Mammalia, Artiodactyla, Suidae. Gene Ontology annotation, cellular component: plasma membrane. The transcript is spliced from 6 exons.